AUGAAGCUAACGACUAUUCUUUCUACUUGUGCGCUUCUUGCCAGCGCCAUCGCCAGCACUGUGCACCCCAACAUCCAUGCUGUUGCAGACCUUAUCGCGCGCGAUGUGGACCUAGCGACCAUGGACCCGACCAAGCUCUCCAUCCUCUCAGUCCUGAAAACCGCAAUGCCCACCCCGACCGGCACCGACACCGAGAUCGCCCUGCCCACGGGCGACGUGGCUCCACAGUGGUACAAAGAUCUCCCUGCAGACGUCAUGGUACUGUUGGCGCAGAUGUAUCCAGCAACAUCCUCAGUGGCCGUUGGUACGUCGAGCGAGACGGCAAUUGUUAGCCCGAGCACGUCUUCACCCUCGAUGCAGGAGGUCAGCAGCAUGUCGGCAACUCAGACAACGCUUACCAGGACACUCGAGCUUGUUCCUACCGUCACGGCGGUGUCUAAUGGUUCGCUGUCGACUGGAUCGUCAAGCGCUACCUUGGCGAAUGGUACACUUACCACCGGCUCACCCAGUCCGACGCAGUCUUCCGUCUCAACUGGUGCUAAGAACACUGUUGACAUCAAGCUAUGGUCGCUUGUGAUGGGUCUGAGUAUCGCUGUGUUGUUCUUCCUCGUCGCCUAG
Molecule: messenger RNA, 618 nt
Organism: Boeremia exigua
Lineage: Eukaryota; Fungi; Ascomycota; Dothideomycetes; Pleosporales; Didymellaceae
Exons: 1
Coding region: 1-618 (205 amino acids)
Source: RefSeq, a predicted model, not a curated record